Lodderomyces jiufengensis is the source of this 4395-nucleotide messenger RNA. RefSeq names its product Ras family guanine nucleotide exchange factor (gene BUD5). The record is from RefSeq and is a predicted model, not a curated record. Gene Ontology annotation, cellular component: plasma membrane. Gene Ontology annotation, molecular function: guanyl-nucleotide exchange factor activity; protein binding. Lineage: Eukaryota; Fungi; Ascomycota; Pichiomycetes; Serinales; Debaryomycetaceae. Bases 1 to 4395 code for a protein of 1464 amino acids. The transcript has a single exon. Gene Ontology annotation, biological process: Ras protein signal transduction; positive regulation of GTPase activity.
AUGUAUCAGCAGCCCCAGAAUCAACAACAUCAUCAACAAGAUUUAAGACAUGUUAGUAUGUCAUCAAGUGUUUAUUCACCAAUAGAAACAGAAUUUAAACCAAAUUAUGAUGUAAUCAAUGAAGAAGAAGAUAAUGAAGAAGAUGAAGUUAAUCAAGAGAUAAUACAUAAUAAUAAUCAUAUCAAUAAUUCACGAGAGAAUAACUUAUAUGAUGAUCAUGAUAAUGAUCAUGAAAAUAAUUCUUCAAAUUCAUAUUCUGAUGAUACUCAUUAUGGUAUGAGUGCUGAUAUAUCUUCACAAACAAUUCAAACUUUUAUGACUGCAAAAACAAGAUUACCUAAUGAAUAUCCACAACAACAACAACAAUUAUCAAAUUAUUCUUCAAGAAAUACUAGUAUAAAUGAUUUAAACCAUAUCACAGAUAAUGAUGAAACUCCAAUACUCUCGUCACAUUCAAGGAAUAUAAAUAAUGAUAAAACACCAGUAGUUGAUAUAAAUGGAUUUAUAAUUAAUGAAAAAAAUAAAAACGAUAAUAAUAAUGAAAACCUACAAUCAGAAGAAGAUCAACGUAAUUCUACAUUUUUACCCCAAAGAAAAUUAAGUAAUAAAUUUAAAAGACUUUCAGUAAAAUUACAAAAUACAGUUGCAUCAGAAAAUUCUUAUCAAUUUAUGAAUAAUUUCCAUCAAAAUGUUGAAAAGGCAAAUAAAUCAAAUCUUGAAUUAAAUGAAACAAGAACAAGUACAUAUUACAAAAAGAUAAAUGAUAAACCUGGAAACUUAACGGUAGAUUAUACACAAGAUGAAAACAAUUCAGAACAACCAAGAUCAGCAGGUUCAGGAGAUAACGAUGAAGCUGAAAAAACAAUUAUAAUAAGUCAUAAUGAUCAGAUAUCAGAAGUAAGUUCAAUAAGUACAAGAGCUUCAAGUACUCGUAGUUCAAAUGCUAGUAUAAAUGAAAAUAAAUCUUCUUCAUCAUCGACAAAUAAUUUCAAUUUUCAAACAAAUAAUAAUUUCCCAUCAAGUUAUAAUAUUAGAGGUUCACAAGUUGCUGAUGAAAUACCUAUAAGGAAAGAUUUAAUUGAAACUCCAACUGAUGAAAAAUUUCAAAUUUAUAACAACUCCAAGGAUACAAUGUCACAAACUGGUGGUCUCAAUAUAAUAUAUGAUAACAACAACAAUAACAAUGUAUCAAAAUUAGACCCACAAUCAAGAGAUAUUAGCAAGAAAAGCAGUACAACAGAAUCAAUGGAAGAUGAAGAUUUAUCAUCAUUAUUUAUACGAGCAUUACAUCCAUUUGAUUCAUCAACAUUAAAAUCAGAAUCAGAUGCUUCAAUAUGUCUUUCAUUUGAAAAAGAUGAUUUAGCAUUUGUACAUACUAUAGAUGAAUCUGGUUGGGGUGAAGUUACAUUAAUUGAAUCAUUACAAAGAGGAUGGAUUCCAAUGAAUUAUUUCAAUAUCGCAGUAUCUGAUAAAACAACUGAAGAAGAAAAAGAAGCAGAAGAAGAAGAUGAUGAUGAAACAGAACAUAAUGAAUUACCAAACAGUCAUUACUUAAAACCUUUAUUAAAUGCAUGUGGUAAAUUCUUAAUAAAUCCAUUAAGUCAUAAAAAUAGAAAAGGUAAAUAUACUUUUUCAAUAAGAGCAAUAAAUUCAAUACGAGAUGGAGUUAGAUUAUUAUUACAAGAAACAGAUUGUUUAUCAAGAUCAAAUGAAAUAGUAACUAAAAGACAAAUUGUAAGAAAAUCACGUAAAUCAUUAUUAGCAGAUUGGUAUAAUUUAAUGGUAAAAGCUAAUGAAUAUAAAGGAACUUCAAAUUUUAAUAAGAUUGAAAUUUUAACAUUAAUGGUUUAUCAAGUUACUAGAAAAGCUACAAUUUUUUUACAAGUUUGGUCAACUGAAAGUAAACAAAUUAUUAAAAGAGAUAAUGAAAAAAAAUUAUAUGAUGAUUUAAAUAAUUAUCCAUUAUUAAAUUCUCCACCUUUAGCAAAACAAAGAAUUACUGAAAUUAAUGGGAUAUUAUAUUCAUAUUUAGGUCUAAUCAUUGGAAGAUUAGAUUUAAUUGAACAUAAUCAAUAUGGUUGUGAGAUACUUGAAACUAUUGCUCAUCAAAUAAUAUUAUUGUUAAGAGAAUUGUUGUUCAUUUCUAAAACUGGAUCAGAUUUUAGUUCCAAAAAACCAGAAGAUUUAGAUUAUUCAUUAGAUGGAUUAUUAUCAUUAGUCAGUGAUUUAGUAUCAAGUGUUAAAGACUUGGUGGUUAAAACUUUAAAUGAAAGUGAAGAUUCUAACGUCCACAAUUUUAAAGGUGAAAGGGAUUAUUUUUAUACUGAAGAAGGUGGUAAUUUAUUAACCAUAGCAUCAAAAAUGAUAAAAGCAAUAAGUAAUACAAUUUAUUCAAUAAGAAAUUUAUUAGAAUUAACAGGUGAUUUCAAAUUGAAUUCAGAAAGAUCUUAUCCAGAUUAUUCUAAAAUUAAAAUUGAACCACAAGAUUUUGUUAAAAAAUGUAUGAAGGGUAUAAAAUCUAAAACUAAAAAACCACCACCAUUAAAUCUUAACAAUAAUAAUAACAAUAAUAAUAAUAAUCCUCAUGCAAGUGUAAGUCAACCAUAUAAAGCCAAUAGAUAUUCAAUGGUUAGAGCUGGUAAAACUGGUGAUUUAAGUUUAACUGAAGGUGGCGCUAAUUUAUUACAACAAUUUGAGAAUUCUCCAUUUACAGUACAAGCAGCAGAAUUUCAACCAUUUACUUCAGAAAAUCAUCACAUUCAAAAUAAUCACAGUACGCCUGCUCCAACAGACUUAUCAGCUGAAUUAGUAACUGAUAAAAAUGGUUAUUUAGUUGGUGGCUCAUUUAAAGGUCUUGUUUAUACAUUAACAAAUGAAGAUUCACCACCAGAAUAUUUUUUUGUUUCUACUUUUUUCAUAUGUUUUAGAAGUUUUGCCAAUGGGAUAGAUUUAAUUGAAGAAUUAAUAACAAGAUUUGAAAUAAAUACUAUAACAAAGGAUAUAAAUUAUGAAUUAAAAUUGAAAAAAAGGAGAAAACUUAUAGUUAAAAUGUUUCAAUUAUGGAUGGAAUCUUAUUGGAAUCAUGAACUUGAUUAUAAUUUAUUGACUACCCUUAUUAAUUUUUUCAAUGAAGGUAUAUCCAUUUAUUUACCUUUUGAUUCAUUAAAAUUAAUAGAUAUUGGUGCAAAAUUAUCUUCAAAUCCAUUAAUUGAAAAUCGAAAUAGAAGACAUAAGCCAACAAAACAAUUAGUUGAAAAAUCAAUAGUUUUAAAAUCAGUACUGAGAUCUUCUUCAUCCACAAGUUUAAAAUCUUUAACAUCAUCUGGUGAAUUUAAUUUAUCUAGAGUUAAUUCAAAUUCUUCCAGUAUAAAAUCAUUACCAAUUAAUAAUAUAGAAUCAUCCAAGACAACUUCAUUAUUAUCUAAAAAUCAAUUACAGACUAUAGAAAAAAUUAUUCUUACUUAUAGAUCAAUUUUGGGAGAAAGUUGGUGUUCAACAAAAUAUAUAAACCAAUAUAAAUCAUUAGAUUUAACAAAUUUAUUAAGUCAUUUUGCAAUAAUAUGUGAACAAAAUUGGGUAUUAACAAAUUAUAGACCUAAUUUAUUAGAUUUUAAUGGAUUAGAAAUUGCAAAACAAUUAACAAUUAUUGAAUCUAAAAUUUUUUGUUUUAUAAAACCUGAAGAAUUAUUAAAUCAAAAUUUCACAAACAAAAGAGCUCAUUUAAAAUUAUCUCCCAAUGUUAGAUUAUCUUUAUUAUUCACAAAUUGUUUAUCAAAUUACGUAUUAGAAUCAAUCUUACAACCAAAUUUAACAUUAAAAGAAAGAAUUAAUAUUGUUAAAAUAUGGCUUAAAAUAUCAAUAAGUUCAUUAUAUUUAAGAAAUUUCAAUAGUUUAGCAGCAAUAAUAACAUCAUUACAAAGUCAUCUCAUAACAAGAAUCUCACCUAUUUGGAGUAACCUAUCACCAAAAUACUUAGAAUUAUAUGAUUAUUUAACAUCUAUCAUAAGUAUAGAAAAAAACUACUCAAAUUAUAGAAAUAAAAUUAGAAAUUUGUUAAAUUCAAAUGAAAAAAUUCCCAUAGUUCCAUACAUAAAUUUAUUUAUAUCAGAUAUAACUACAACCACGGAAGGAAUUCCAAAAUAUGUUUCAACACAAAAUUUUUUAAAUCGAAAAGUAAUAAAUUUUCAAAAAUAUUCAAAAAUAGUUAAAAUUAUAGCUGAUUUACAACAUUUACAAAUUCCUUAUAAUAGUGAUGAAAUUUCUUUAGUUGAAUACAAGAUUGAAAAUUUAUAUGGAUUACAAGAAUUAAUAUUAUUAGAAUUAUGGAAAAUUAAUAUCUUAUAUAAAACUGAUGAUGAUCGUGGUUGGAAAUUAAGUUGUGAUUUAAAUAAAUAA